Molecule: messenger RNA, 5221 nt
Organism: Phyllotreta striolata
Lineage: Eukaryota; Metazoa; Arthropoda; Insecta; Coleoptera; Chrysomelidae
Source: the annotation of a GenBank genome assembly
GACAAACCGGUAAUGAGGUUAAGUUAGCUGGGAGUAUGGGACCGCCGGGAUGGGCAUGUGUACAAACCCAAGGGGCAAGUCUCGUCCAUUGACCAACACUACGGUACCGGUGCCUCAACGCUCUUUUACUUUAUAUACUAUCCUAACUGCCUUACUGACUUUCGUCUUUUUACAAACAGUUCACUGUAUUCAGGAUGCAGUGCACAUCACAGCAAUACUCGGUGAGUCGGUGGUUUUCAAUUGCCACGUGGAGUUCCCUGAGGGACACCCCGUGCCAUACGUGUUGCAAUGGGAGAAGAAGGGACAAGACAUACCUAUCUAUAUUUGGUAUGAAAGUUACCCCACCCACAGCGGUGAAGGGUACGAAGGAAGGGUGUCCAGGGUAUCCCCGGACUCGCCUUACGGAGCUGCUUCCCUCAACCUCACCAACAUCAAAGAAUCGGACCAAGGAUGGUAUGAAUGCAAGGUCGUGUUUCUCAACCGUCCUCCCAACCAGCCGAAGAAUGGUACCUGGUUCCAUCUGGAUGUGCAUGCACCUCCCAGGUUCUUAGUGACUCCCGAAGAUAUUAUCUACGUCAAUCUUGGGGACGCCAUUAUACUAAAUUGCCAAGCAGAAGGAACCCCAACACCUGAAAUACUCUGGUACAAAGACGCCAAUCCUGUCGAAGCUUCUUCCACCAUAGGUAUAUUCAACGAUGGAACGGAAUUGAGAAUAUCAAACAUCCGACAUGAAGAUAUAGGAGAUUAUACCUGCAUAGCGAGAAAUGGAGAGGGUCAAAUAUCUCAUACAGCCAGAGUUAUUAUCGCUGGCGGAGCCGUAAUAAUGGUUCCCCCGACCAAUCAGACGAAACUCGAGGGCGAAAAAGUGCAAUUCAACUGCGAGGCGAAAGCUCAGCCCGGCAACGUGACCGUAAAAUGGUUCAGAGAGGGCGCGCCGGUCAAAGAAUUGGCUUCUUUAGAAACGAGGGUCACUAUCAAGAGGGACGGUUCAUUAGUCAUAAAUCCGGUCAGCUCCGAAGACUCCGGUCAAUACCUUUGCGAGGUGAGCAACGGAAUCGGGGAGCCGCAGUCCGCAUCGGCCUAUUUAAACGUCGAAUAUCCAGCGAAAGUAACUUUCACGCCUACGAUUCAGUAUCUACCGUUUCGAUUAGCUGGCGUUGUGCAAUGUUACAUCAAAGCAAAUCCACCUCUACAGUACGUUACUUGGACGAAAGACAAACGGCUAUUAGAACCUUAUCAGACCAAAGACAUAGUCAUCAUGAACAACGGUUCUCUGUUAUUCACCAGAGUGAACGAAAAUCACCAGGGUCGGUACACGUGCACUCCAUACAACGCUCAAGGCACGCAAGGAAGCUCCGGUCAGAUGGAGGUUCUGGUAAGGAAACCACCCACUUUCAUCAUCGAACCGGAGACCAUGUAUCAAAGAAAAGUCGGCGAAUCCGUUGACAUGCCGUGCGAAGCCGUCGAAGCCGAAGGUACACAAAAACCAACAAUCCAAUGGCAAAGAAGAGACGGCACUCCUCUGCCGAAGAACCGCGUGAAACUCAUCGGAGGAAACCUAACGCUGGAAUCGAUCCGUCGAUUGGAUUUCGGUUUCUACCAAUGCGUCGCCACCAACGAAGUGGCCACGAUCAUCGUGGGCACGCAGCUAGUGGUCGAAGGUACGCAACCGCACGCUCCUUACAACCUGACCGGCACGUCCGCCGAGUUCUCCGCCACGCUGAGCUGGCUGCCCGGCUACAGCGGCGGCCCCGACUACAAGCAGGACUACACCAUUUGGUACAGGGAGGCGGGACAGACGGAGUGGUCGACCAUACCCGUCACGCCGUCCGGUAGUACUCAGGUCACCAUCAAUCGGCUGGCGCCGGGCACUUCGUACGAGUUCCAAGUGAUCGGUAAAAAUGCUUUGGGCGAUGGGAUGAUGAGCAAGAUUAUCAAUCUGAGGACUGUUGAAGUGGGACAACAAAAGCCUAUAAAAAUUACCCCUACACCCUUUAUGACUCCAAACGAUGAUGCGGGACCAAAACCAGGCAUACCCCGAAACCUGACAGUGAACGAGAUCAGCAACGGUUUCCUCAUCACAUGGCAACAACCGAUCGAGAGGGCGGAACUGAUUCAACACUAUGUGAUUAAAUAUAGAACUGACGGACCUUGGAAAACCUUGAACAAAGCUCAAAUAAGGCCCGAAGAUACUCAUUACUUAGUUAAGAACCUAGUAGGAGGCCGCACCUACUACUUCCAAAUCCUAGCGUAUUCUGGAAAGAGUUUCGAAGCCAGCGAGGAGGUGAAAUUUUCUGUGCCAGCUCGCGUGAAGCACAAAGCUCUCACUGCCGGCGUCGUCGGUGGUAUCCUCUUCUUCAUUGUCGCCAUCACCCUAUCCGUUUGCGCAGUGAAAAUAUGCAAUAAACGAAAGCGGCGGAAACAAGAAAAAGCUUACAAUAUGGUAGCCUGUCGAAUAACUGAUACCAGAAACGGAGCGAAUGCAACGGAGAGUCAAGUGCCUUUGAAAAAACUUAGAAAAGGCCGAAUACCAGGUAUGAGAAUGCUCGCCUUCGUCGCAAAUUGGAUAUGGCCGAGAGACCGUUGCCGUUCCGGCAGCCUUUCCAGCCUCACCUGGCAUCCAGACUACCUCCAUCCGGGUUCCCCUUCCAAAUCCUUGGCUCGCAUAUCGAGGGCCGCGGACGGUCGCUUCGUCCUGGUCGAUUCCGUUCUGAGCCUUCGGGCCGACACCCCGUCGAACGCCUCGAGCAGCGACGACGGCGGAUUCCUGCCGAGAAGAGGUUUCAAGAACAGAGCGUCGUGGAGGAGGCCGCUCGUCGGUUGCCCCAGCGAAUUGAGCCUCCGAUCGGACAUUUCCGGACAGUCUAUUUCCGGUCUACCCGCGUUCGUCAUUAGCCAAGGCUACCAGCAACAACCCCUGAAGCACGCCCAAGCGAUUUACACUCCGCAAGUCAUGUCCAGCAGCCCUGCGACUUCCAGCGGCCUUCUGUUAUCGCCCUGGACUCCGAUGUAUUUCAGUGAUCUGAGUUCCGUCAGGUAUCCGAGUUCCGGCGAAAGGUCUUAUCCCACACCGCCGGGAUUCAUGCAACUCAAGUCGGUCCACGAGAGGUAUUCCCAAGAACUUCCUCCGUUGAGGGCCAUACACGAAGAAAGCCAAGGGUUUAUUCCGGUGCAUCCGAUCAGAGAAAGCCCCAGGGCGAUUCCGCAGUAUCGGCUGGUCAGAGGGUCUCGUUUUCUGCCGCCUCGACACGCGAGGAUCGCCAGAAGCGCGCCCGAAUUGGACCACUUGGAUAGAUCGCCCGAAAGCAGGUCGAGCUCCAGCGGCUUCGGAAGCAAAAACACUUCCCAACAGAACCAAAGCCUGCACAGCGGCAGCACUUUCAUAGGGUGGGGGUUGCCGCCGUACCGGCCGCCUCCGCCGGUGCCGUCGUCUAUGCUGCCGCCUCCGCCGCCGUCCCUUGUCGGGCAUUGGCUGGACAUCGCCAGUUCCUCACCCUCUGCCUCCGAUCACCUUCACAAGGCUGUCGAUGUGGGUAGCGUCGACGGGCACUACGAAUUCGAUCCUAGUACCCCCACGCCCACACCAUCGACGCCUACUGGAUCUAGAGACGUAGAUUUAGAUACUUCCGGUCCUGGUCCACCUCAAAGGAAGACCUACAACGUCAUAAGAAGCAGAUACGACAAUAUUGAUGCGAGAGUACAAGCUAUGAAGUUGGAGUUCAACGAAUUUCGAAAGAGGCAAGCCAGCAGGAAGCGCAGCCAGGAAUUGGAAAGUGCCUGUUGAUAAUACUGUUUUUUUAUAUUAAUUUUCGCGAGUGCGUGAUUUCGAAGUUGUUUUAUGAUUACGAGACGGUUGGACAACGUGGUAGCUUAUUAAGAAAACAGAUCGAAUUUUUCUUUAAUACAUUACCAAUCAAUCGAUUUUUUUAAAACAUUUACUGGUAUUAUCUUUAUCCAGAGUGAAUUAUAGUCGGUAAUUAAUGUUUUGUUUUACUAUACAAUUUUUUAUGUAUGUUUGUUUUUUUAAUAAGCUCAAAAUCGUCGGUUUAGUAUCUCAAAAAAACAGUUUUUUGUCGAUUUGAGUGUGAUAUCAUAACCACUAAAAGUAAAACGAAAAAUGUUCUAAAUCUAAUAAUUGAAACCCAGAACCAAGUCAAGACAUUUUUAUGAUCAAAUUAUUAUUAGUUACACUUAAGGUACAGUAAAAUUAUAAAAAAAAUACUUGUAAUAGGUUAUUUCAGAUUUAGGAAUUAAGUAUGAGGCUCAAUACUUGGAUUACGACUGGAAGCUGUGUAAAUCCGUUUUAUUACCUAUUAAGGUUCUAGCAGAACGAUUUUGUCUACUUUAUUGAUAAGAAGCAUCUUCUACUCAAACCUAUUAAAGCUAUCAACAGAUUCGUUUAAUUCAAGCAAGUUUAUAUCAUCAAAUUUUAAUUUUGCUUUGUCUGUUGUAACAGUCGAACUAAAACCACGCAUAAUCUUAACUCUUCAUUGAAUAUUAAUAAAACUUGCUCGUAGAUGUAAACCUUGUCUCAACUUAUUCUUCAAAAUUUCUUUCAUCUUCAACAAAAAAAAAACGAAAUGCAUUGCAUAUUAUGUAACGACAAACUAGAUGGAUCAAAAUAACUUAAAAUAAAAUACGACGUGUGAAUGUGCCUAGUACUAAGUAUGAUUGGUAUUUUCGAAUUAUCCUGAUAGAUAAUAAUUAUAUAAUUAAAACGAGCAUUUCAACAAUGCGCCGGUAUUUCCAAAAUUUUCUUCCAGUACAAAUCCACAGAUUUCACACAAUACACGCUUGAUCGUGUUCGAAAAGGUGAUAAGUUCGACGAUAAAAGUAGAGAGACUUUUCUGUUAACGUUUAAAGAUUUUUUUCAACGUAAAUUCGUCAAUACAGUCGUCAAAAACUUGUCACUUUUUUAAUGAAUUCUAACGCUUUAGCGCGGUCUUGAUGAUCGCGAAUAACGGACAAUGGCGUGACUGGACGAACUAGCAGAGUCAAUUUGAACCUCAUUUUCGAUCAAUUAUAUAUCAUUUAGUCACUACAAGUUACGCCAUUGUCGUCAAAGAGAGGCUGUUGCGUUUUGUAAUAUAUUAAUAUAGGUAUAUAGGAUCAUAUUAGAGGUAACUUGCGUCUUUAGAGGCGAGUCUAGAGCUCAACGUAUUGAGCGAAUUGAAACCGAACGAUUCAAGGUCUGCUUUCAUUCUUGCGUUAAACUUUUAUC